Messenger RNA from Polyodon spathula (Mississippi paddlefish), 3262 nucleotides. It is a transcript of the gene gpr82, whose product is annotated as G protein-coupled receptor 82. Lineage: Eukaryota; Metazoa; Chordata; Actinopteri; Acipenseriformes; Polyodontidae. The transcript has 2 exons. Gene Ontology annotation, cellular component: plasma membrane. Gene Ontology annotation, biological process: G protein-coupled receptor signaling pathway. Gene Ontology annotation, molecular function: G protein-coupled UTP receptor activity; A1 adenosine receptor binding. The record is from RefSeq and is a predicted model, not a curated record. Bases 1277 to 2263 code for a protein of 328 amino acids.
AUUCCCAGUAUUGAAUCAUUUGCUCAUGUUGAACAAACACGAUUCAUGAACCUUGAACAGUCUGGAACGUGGUCUAUUUUCGGCUUGUUGUAACGUAUAAAUCCGCCAUCGUUUUCAGAGAGCGAUAUUAAAAACGGGUUUGUACAUUACAAUAGUACCCACAGCUCUAACUGGAGGUCCCACCAAGAUCUUGACUAUCGAAGGUUCUUGGAGGUCCUUUAAUUUAUUGCUCUUAAGAAAAUAUUAACUGCCCACAAUAGUAUCCACAGUAGUCUGGGUUUCUUUGUUGAAACAUCAUGAAACUUGUUAAAUGUGCAAUCCACCACUUAAUUCGAUAAUGGGUAGAGAUAUUCAGGCACAUUAGAAAUUUUUUUUUUUUUUUUAAAUCUAAGUCACAAAAUGUGCCUAACUCUACAGUACUGUUUUAACUACAUGCCUCUAUAUUUCAAUAACUAUGGCACACGAUUAAUAUCCAGUUUUCCUUUUCUUCCGAUAAUAAAUAUUCUACCCUCCUGCAGCGAGACGUUAUAUGACUAAUGCACAGAAAUGUCUGAUGGUGUGUACUCUGAGCUGGAUAAAUGAGCACAGCUCCACCUGUUGGUGAGGGAGUAUAGUACAGGCAAGCAAUGAAUCUUCCACCAGAUCUUUGUCUCUUAGAGCACACCAACAACAACAAAAAAAAAACAAACACAAAAAAUACAUAAUACAGUGGAACUUUGUUUAAAAGCAACAUCUGAAGAAAGGCCAACUUGCAAUUAAGGCCAUAUUUUUACAAUCCCAAUUCCACUAACUUCAGUGUUAACUGACCUUCAAUAUUAAGGCCACAUUUUGUUGGACCCUUGGCUGGCUUUCAUAAAAAGGCUUCACUGUAAAACACUCCUCUUCAUUUAAUGCAUUUCAAUGUUUAUAGGUAUGCUCACUCAUGCCACCCAAGCUUCCUAAGCUGUGACUGCAUCAAAAGUUCUUCUGGCAUGAACACCACCCACAGGACACAGGAAACUCUUGUAAAAUGAUGCUCUCAAACCAAAAUGAUAUUAAAACCUCAGCCUUCUGAUGUAUCCAUACAUUUAAGAGAUAAACAAGCUGUGAGUAUUAAAAUAAGUUCUUUCUGGAAACCAUAGGAUGUGAUGUAAUGGACAGAUCACAGCAUGUGAAAAUAAUGUGCGUACCUUGCUCUUUACUUCCAUAAUCUGAGGCAUUUUCUGAGAACUGAAACUUCAGACCCAACGCAGUGUGAAAACCAUUUCCUCACCGAGACCUACAACAGCACAGCUCAAUGGCGGAUAUCUGCAAUAUCACGUUUGAUAACUAUCAAAAAGAUAUCUUCACCUGGUUGUACAGUGCUUUAACCAUUGUUGGAUUUCUUAGCAAUGGUGCUGUUCUAUGGGACUUGUGGAAGGCAGAGAAAACAGUGACUGGGAUUUUCACGAUCAACAUGACAGCUGCAGACCUGCUUUUAUGCUGCAGCUUCCCAUUCCGGAUAGUGUACUACCAACGCAGCUCGGAGUGGGAACCGAAUGCUCACUUGUGCACAGCAACCAUUUUUACAACUGUAUCACUUUUUUACAUCAACUUGUAUUGCAAUAUUUGCUUCCUAAUGUGGAUCUGUAUUAACCGGUAUGCCAGUGUGGUGAGACCAAAACAUGUAUUUUUUAAAUUUUUCAAAACCCCCAAGAUAUGCAAAUUCCUUUGUGCUCUCACAUGGACUGUGACACUCUGUGCAACCUUAUCAAACCUCAUUCACAACCUUCUAAAAAACUCUGUGCCAGCCAAAUCCUGCUUCGACCUCAUUGCCAGCAAAACCAGAAAUAAUUACAACCUGUUACAUGCCUUGUGCAUUGCAUUGUUCUUUUUCAUUUUAAUCAUCUUAUUAACGUUUUAUACCCUGCUGGUUUACCAUCUUCAGCGGAUGCAGGAUGGAAAUUUAGUGAUGAGAAAUCAAAACAUUAGCUUACAAGUGCGGAGAAAGAUCCUAGCUACCGUGCUGGUCUUUGUUGUGUGCUUUGUGCCGUACCACAUAGAGAGAGCCAUGCUCUUGCUGUCCAACUCCAGCGACUGCACGUGGCAGAGGAAGCAAUACAAAGCCAAGGCUGGAACCAUUCUGCUGGCAGCUCUCAGCUGCUGCGUUCUCCCCCUGCUCCACCUCUCUUUUCAUUUCAGGUGCUGCAAAGCCAGAGCUGCUUCUCACACAAGAAAUAUCCACCCUCACACUCAUGAAGAGCAUGCAAUUGGCUACCGUUUACCAGAAACUACCCGCAGUUAAGAAUACCACCCUUCAGCCAACCCUUUAAUAACAUUGUAACCACUCUACUGGAAAAUAUGUAAAACCUCCAGCAUCUAACAACAAAAAACAACUACUUUGUAUCAUUUAUGAUAUUUUAAUAUAACAGUUUGUCACAUGGUAAGCAAAGCAAGUAAAGACAAAUUGGAAUAUAUGUCCCAUAGAUCAUACUGUCCAAAAAGACAAGGUGUAAUACACAUGUCAUCAAUAAAGAAAUGACUAAGCUAUUGUGAAAUUACUAACCAAAAGACACUAAGGGGAGCUUUUACAUUUGUGUGCUUUGAGAUAUGAGCUUCAUACUGUAGAAUCUUCACACACUGUGAACAACUUAUAUCAGAGAUCAUUUGAGGAGUGAACUUUUAGAGUUUCACAUUUCCAAUUACAUAAACACUGCAUGUUAAACCUGGUGGUGACCCUGGUGUUGACCUCUCGCCUAAUUUGGUGGCCACAUUGAGGUCAUAUCAAUGCUACAGAUGUUUCUUUAUUGAUAGUAUCAGUGUCCACACACUACUAUACACAUACAGCAAGUGUACUGCCUGCAAAUAAAAAAGGAGACUUGACCCAAAGUGGCAGAUCACAACAAGGUGCUGGCUCUUGCUUCUUUAGUCUUUGGUGUAUAUCUACCGGGCAGCAGACAGCUAGAACUGAAGACCAGAUCCAAAACUCAAGCCAAAAACCAUUAGUUAUUUCUAACAUCCUCAAACCCCACCCCCCAAAAAAAGUUUUUUGUGCAAUUACAGAACAUGAACAUCUUAACCCUGUGACAGGGAUAUGCACCCCACAGGUGAUAAUAUUACUGGCCCACGGUGAAGAUCAGUGGAAAUUAAUAACAGAAAGCUUCUUUAAUAAUGCUUUAAUAAAGAAUUCCUAACCAUGUUGGAAAAUAAAUACUGUAUACAUUUUUCACAGCUGGAUGCGUAUACAGCAUGACAUCCUGUUUUAUUAUUAUUAUUAGUUUAUUUAGCAGAUGACUUUAUCCAA